GGAAACCGACGCGCGGCGUAUCAAAACCGCAGCCCCGGACACGUUGACCAGCCCAGAAGCGGCGGCGGAGGAGAAGAAGAAAAAGAAGAAGAAGAAGAGGCGGCCUCUUCAUAGGAGAAUACUAAUCUGAUUUAUCCUUAUUUAUUAGCUGGACUAACGUUGCUUCGUGUGCCGGUUUGUCCAGUAAUCUGCCACAGACGUUACAUAAGUUCGACAUAACGGUCGGAGAUGAGACGUUACAGCGCAACGGCUCUCUAAUCGAAUGCGCUGGAACGGGCUUCGGCGCUGGAAGGGCGACACGAGCAGAGCGCGAGCUGAAUACGUUGACGUGCACGCGCUCCGCCAGGUUUACGGGUAAUUCAUUCAAACUAGCUUAGUUAGCUCGAGCCCGAUGCUGGAGUCACUGCUGUGUGUGCGCGUUUGAUUUAAGUUAGCUAGGCGGCUAACCGGGGACGGGGGGACGGGGACGCUGCCGCUGCCGAUGAGCCCGUGUGCGUAGCGGAAUGAUGAGCAGAAGAAGCCACCACCAGACAGACACUAAAGGCUCACAUUAAUUGUUGAAACCACAUUUAAUAAUUGGACUGCGUGGUUGGGCCCUGCUAUCAUUCAUAUUAACAAAAAAACAAAAAAAAACCCUGUCCUGGACGCGAAGAAUGGGCCCAUGUCUUAAUUUGGAAAACAAAGAAUUAGGCUACUGAAGAGGGGUAAGCUGGUUAGAUAAGCUUGUUUUAGCGUGUUUAAGCUGUCUGGACUGUACUGCUCCCUCUGCCCCUUCAAUUGGAGUAUUUUUGUUGCAUAUUUUUGUGUCUGUGCCGCACCACAAUGAGCAGUCACAGCGGGGACGCCGGGCCGGUCGAGGUGGAGCCCAUGCCGGGAUACUUGGACCUCGUCUCCAGAGCCUCCACCGUGAUGCUGGGUGCGUGGAGGGACUGUAGCUCGUGUGGUCUGGAGCUCUCCAAACGGACCCUCCUGGAUAACGCGUACAUUACCUGGACCGAAAUCGCCCUGUUCCUCUUUUGCGCCUUUUUGUGGACGCAGGUCAGGCGGGGACUGACAGAAAGUCUGUUUCAGCCUCUAGCACAGUGGUGCAGGCUGCUGCCCAAAGAUGCUGCCAAGAUGCCGGAGAGUGCGUGGAAGCUGGUCUUCUACACCAUGUCGUGGUCAUACAGCACCUACCUGCUUUUCUUCACCUCCUACUCCUUUUUCCAUGACCCGCCCUCUGUCUUCUACAACUGGCAGAGUGGUAUGUCAGUGCCUGCAGACAUCGCCAUAGCCUACCUGAUCCAGGGCAGCUUCUACGGCCACUCCAUCUAUGCUACUGUCUACAUGGACGCGUGGAGGAAGGACUCAGCUGUGAUGGUAGUUCACCACAUCAUCACGCUGGCACUCAUCAGCUUCUCCUACGCCUUCAGAUACCACAACGUUGGGAUUCUGGUGUUGUUCCUCCACGACAUCAACGACAUCCAGCUGGAGUUCACCAAGCUUAACAUCUACCUGAAGUCCAGAGGAGGAGGCUAUCACCUGCUCAACGACGUGCUGUCCAACACGGGCUCCGUCAGCUUCAGCAUCACCUGGUUCUGGUUCCGUCUCUACUGGUUCCCUCUCAAAGUGCUGUACGCCACAUGUGUGUCCAGCCUCCAGUCCGUCCCCAACAUCCCCUUCUACUUCUUCUUCAACACUCUUCUCCUGGCGCUGCUGCUCAUGAACAUCUACUGGUUCUUAUUCAUUGUGGUUUUUGUAGUAAAGGUGCUAAAGGUGAAGGAGGUGAAUGACGUCAGGGAGUACGAGGACGAGGACGGCACCAAGGCGGCAGCCGGACUGCUCAGAAAACCUCGGGCAGAGAACAACGACGAUGAUGCUGGACAUCACAACUCUGCCCAGGGGAAGCACGUGCAGAACGGGGUCACCAAAGAGAAGCACCUAUAACAGGCUCUCCGUCGCCACCACCUGGCAAUGGGCAACAAGUACAAGCAAGACAAGACGCCCUACUCAGACGGCUCACGCUCAAAAAAUGUUGGCUGAAGAGAAGAGUGUCACCAAAAGAAAAAAAAGGGAGGAAAAUAGCAAAUUGGGCUGCAGUUGGUUUUUACUCUUUUUAUUUGUUUUAGAACAUUUCAUUUCAUCGCUGUCAUUUUUGUUUUUGUUUUUAUUAGAGCACUGUGAAUGUUUUUUCUUAGUCUUAUUGUUGCUAACUUUACAUUUGAUAGAUUCAGUAUAAAAGCAGUUUGAGUGAGAGUUGGACUGUGAUUGUCGCGUACAGUAAGUUCAGGGUGUCGUGAUCAUCACCGUCGCCCAGACAAGGAGACGUUUAUAGGCCUGUAGCGGUUCUUUAGACAUUUAGACCAACAGUAACCUUUAGCAACCUGGUAAAC
This is a messenger RNA of Anoplopoma fimbria (sablefish), 2372 nucleotides long. It is a transcript of the gene cers1, whose product is annotated as ceramide synthase 1. The record is from RefSeq and is a predicted model, not a curated record. Bases 823 to 1926 code for a protein of 367 amino acids. Lineage: Eukaryota; Metazoa; Chordata; Actinopteri; Perciformes; Anoplopomatidae. The transcript is spliced from 7 exons. Gene Ontology annotation, molecular function: sphingosine N-acyltransferase activity. Gene Ontology annotation, cellular component: membrane. Gene Ontology annotation, biological process: ceramide biosynthetic process.